Molecule: messenger RNA, 1005 nt
Organism: Argentina anserina (silverweed cinquefoil)
Lineage: Eukaryota; Viridiplantae; Streptophyta; Magnoliopsida; Rosales; Rosaceae
Exons: 1
Coding region: 1-1005 (334 amino acids)
Molecular function (GO): nucleic acid binding; RNA-DNA hybrid ribonuclease activity
Source: RefSeq, a predicted model, not a curated record
AUGAAGAUUGAGCAUGCAGUUUAUUACUUGAGCCGGACCUUAUUAGACGCUGAAACUAGAUACUCGCCAAUCAAAUGGUUGUGUUUAGCUUUCUACUUUGCUUGUACUAAGCUCCGCCAUUACAUGUUGUCCUUCACUACAGUGGUGGUGGCACAAACUGAUUUAGUAAAGUAUAUGCUUACCAGACCUAUGCUUAGGGGUCGGAUUGGCAAGUGGAUCUUGGCGUUAUUAGAGUUUUGUUUACAAUAUACACCCUUAAAGACGCUCACAGGACAGGCAGUGUCCGACUUUUUGUUGCAUCAUCCUAUUAUGGAGGACAUCGAAAGCCAGAACUUGGUUGUUCCCUUUGUUUACACUCAGCCUUGGGUUCUAUAUUUUGAUGGAAGCAGCACUUAUCAUUUAUCAGGAGCGGGUGUUGCAUUGGUUAACCCUUCCGGAGUCAGACAUUGUUACUUUUUUCAACUAGAAUGGAAGUGCACUAAUAAUCAGACAGAAUAUGAGGCAAUCAUCAUUGGCCUAGAACUUUUGCUUGAUCUGGAAGUAACCGAGGUUGAGGUAUUAUGUGACUCACUUCUAGUCAUUAACCAGCUCAAGGGUGUCUACAAGUGCAAUAAUUUUACAUUACUCCCUUUUUGGGAGCGAGCAUCGGAAUUGUUAGAACAAUUUGUAGACGUGGUGCUUGAUUAUAUUCCUAGGGAACGAAAUUUUGCUGCCAAUGAAUUAGCACAGUUGGCUACGGGCAUUCGCUUGGCAGAUGACGUUCGCGAGAGGAUUCUGAAGGUUCAGAGAAGCACAUUACCUUCCUUUAUGGCAAGGAAAGAGGUUAACGAUGAAUGGUCGGUUACUGUCCUCGACACUAUAGAUGUAGAUUGGCGACAACCGAUUAUCCAGUACCUCACUGAUCCUUCGGCACCAGUGGACAAGAGGGCUAUAUAUUUUGCUACUAACUACGUCCUUCGAGGCAGUGAACUAUUGCGCAGGGCAGAAGACGGCUUGUACUUGUGA